UAAAAAUGUAUGUAUCAAACAUGACUUAAAAGAAAUUUGACUUUGCAGUGUAACAUUACUAAACCCAGUGGUGUCUUAGGUAAACCUGAUGCAAUCAGCCAAGUUGCAUGAAGUUGCAUGAAGUGUGUUUGAGAUAGAAAACUGUAAGUACCUGGACUACUGUCUUAGAUGUUGUAGAAAUAUGGCUGAGUCAGGUUAAUUGCCCAAACAGUUCAGAGAAGAGCUCACUGUUUUACACUAAAAGAUAAUAAAAUAGAUAGAAAAGGCCCUGAAUGUAUCAAGAGAUGCAGCUGGAAAUAUACUUCACAAGUUUAAGAGGAAGGUGCCUCCACCACCUAGGCAUUACUAAAAGAGGAAGCUGUUAAUGACUGUCGUCGAGGAGGCGGUUGACCAAAGCCCCUUGCUGACCGCCAAAGUCGUGUAGCAAGACUUGGUGGCAGCAACCACAGAGGUUUUAGUUACCAGGAAAAGACACAUAAUAAACACUGAAGGGUUUCCUGCCUGAACUUCAGGCAAGAAGUAUACCAACACUGACAAAAAAACAAAAAGAAAAGUCCACUCCAAUUUCCACACAACUUUGUAAAUAAACCAAAGGGUUUUGGACGUUCUGUUCUGUGGAGCAAUGAGUUAAAACGGGAUCUUUUCAGACCUGCAGAUCAGAGGUACGGCUUGUUACACUGAAACAUUGCAUUGACUCAGUGAUGCUCCGGGGUUGCUCUGCUUCCUCUGGUACUGGGAAACUGCAGUAUGUGGUUUGUAAGAUGGAUUCAGUCAAGUACCAGACCAUCUUUAGGAAAAAUGUGGUACUACCAAUGAGGAAGCUCAAGUUUGGGGAUCAAUGGAAGCAGAAGGAUCCAAAGCAUAUCUCAAAAUCAGUCAAGACUUGGUUUCAGAAGAAGCCAAGGAAAAUAAAGUGACCCUAAUGGUCGCCUCUCGCCUGAAUUAAGAAUAUGAAAGAAGUGGAAAGGAGUAGGCUAAGAUUCUCCAGGAAAGCUAUGAAUCAUGAAUGGAGAAGUCGAUAACCAAAAUUGUGCUGUACUAAGUAAGAAAGAUGCUAUUCUGAUGGAGGAAUGUAUUAUUUGUGAAACUGCAGUAGUUAUUGAAAACGGCAUCUUGUGUUUAAUUGUGAAACCUCCCAAUGCAAAUUGUUUCUGCUUGGUCUGUUCAUGGGGAAACAUACAUUUUGGCAGGUGACCUAGUUUCCAACAGAGGUUGAGACUUCAUUUGUGUCCUUCCACAGAUUGUAUCCAAACCCUCUCAUCAUCCUCCAACCGGGAAGAUUGCCACCGGCCUGCGCCUCACAGCUGUUGCAGCUUGUUUUGACUGUAGCUCUUUACCUUGCUGUGUCAUAACUCGCAAUUAUCUCAGUCGACAAACCACAUUCAGGGUGGAAGUCAGCAAACAUGGGGUGAGCUUGACCGCAUAUCUUUCCCAACGGGAAGUUUGCUUCACCAUCCAUCUGCUUCGCGGUAAAGGCAUCAAUGAACUCAUGUUGUCAACAAGAAGAGGUGUAAGAGCUUUUCCAUCUUUUGUUUAGCCAGUGUGUCUGAGCGACAUCACAAACAGCUUUCAUUUCUCACAGCAGCAGAUCCCCGGCAUGUGCAGAGUCAAAUAAGCAAAGUGAGGAAGCAGCUCAGUCCUCUGCCGCCUCUCAACAGGAAGAAACAGCUUCUGAACUGUGACUUGCCAAAACCUUACCACCUUUUAUCUUCAGUACCUCUUUAAGAGCCAAGACAUCUUUUGUUCUAAGGAGUCUACGGAAAUAUGCUCUGCAUGCCGCUAGAAAGGGGGAACUAGUGCUCAUUCUCCUUAUGCCGCCCCUCCUCUUCUGAGGAACAAGAUCCCCUUCUAAACCCAACCUCCCCUAACCUCUCUACUUUUCAUGUUGUCUGCUUGGUUUUAUUUUGCCACAAACUGCUUGGAUGAGUGCAAGCGGUUCUCAGUGUGCGGACGGCUUGCUGAGACAGGACGUACAGCGUAAGGUCCUUGCUGGUCAUGGGAUGCUGCAGCGUGACUCAGAGGCAUACGGGAGUGGACGAAGUGGGUCCAGAUGAAAUUGAACUGCUGGAACUCUCUGGAGACAAUUUGGGAGUAUGGAGUCUGAGCGAAAACAGAGUUCAGCUGUCGGUGAGGAACAGCAGAGAUGAGCAGCAGCUGGCACCACAGCCGCCGUGUAAAGCCUCAGUGCGACACCUGGAACAGGAGGUGGUGCUGUGGGGCAGGACCAGAGAUGAGCUCCACCACAGGAUUUACUCUCAGCAGCCGAUCAGGGGCUGGGAGGGCCAACCCGCUCAUGUUUACGGAGAGGUCAUCCACUCCUCUGUGGUGUCUCUCUACAACAACUAUUCAGAGGAACAAAGUGAACGGUUCUUGUUGUUGUUCCCUUUUCACCUUUUAAUCCUCUCUCUGGAUCACUCCCAAGAAGACUUCAUUUACGAGGGUAUACUUCCUGUUUCUGGCCUGUCUGCUAGAGGCGUAUCCCUGCAGCUGGAUGCGUCACAUCCAACACACAUGUUUGAGAUCACCAGUGCAAUGGUGGACUCCAAGGUGUUUACAUGUGCCAGUGCAGGAGAGUCACAGAGAUGGAUUCAGCACAUAGAAGACCGGAAAUAUGAGUCCAUGAUGCAACCCAUGAGUCCCUCCCAGUGUGCUCUUUCUUAUCUUCUGCCUUGUGAUGAAAACUGGAAAAGAGAGGAGCUGAAGAAAUAUGUAAUGCAGGCCCCUAUAUGGAACUGGGAGGGCUCACCCAUACACCACAUGGGUCAGCCUGGACACACCUCCAUUGUUCACAUCAUCAACACUCAAAGACAGGGUCUCCAAGAAAGACUGAUGAUUCUCUUUCCUCAAGAUCUCCUGCUGCUUUCUGUGGACAGUAAGCGGCUGCAUAUAAAAUAUGAGGGCAGGUUGGCUAGACAGAGCAUCAAAGCAGUGGAGCGCUCAGCACUUCCUGGACGCUUAGAGUUUGAACUAAGAGGGGAGCUGCUGGAGACGCUGCAGGUCUCCUGCACCUGCGUGGAGGAUUAUCAGGCCUGGAUUUUUUAUCUGCAGCAGCCAGACAGAGACAGCCACAUUAUUAUGAGUCAGCCGCCUCCUCCCUUAGUGCCAAAGCUGCAGAGGAACAGGAAGGAGUCCCAGGAGCCGAUUUUAGCAGGCGACCAGUGUCACAUCAACGGCAGGAGCUGACCUGCAGGUCUCAGGAAAAUCUUUAAAACGGGACUGUUCAAUAUAAGUCCAAAUCAACUUUUAGAUAAAGUAUUUAUUACUUGGAUGUUUGCCAGAAUAAGGGUGGAAAGUUCUUGUCCUAAUUUAGAUAUAAUUCGCUGAGUUGAUUAUUUGUAAAUACCGUAAAAGAAAGGUUUUACGGUACUAUUUCAUGUGUGAACAGACUGAAACCAGGUCAUGACCUGGUUUUAGAGGAGAGAAUGUAAAUAUAUAGAGCAGAAAGCCAGGGCUGGAAAUAUUGUACAUUUAUGUAUGUAGAACUUUACUAAUAAACAGUUUUCAAAUAAAGACUCACUUACUGAGCAUUAAA
Messenger RNA from Xiphophorus hellerii (green swordtail), 3532 nucleotides. RefSeq lists its product as uncharacterized. The record is from RefSeq and is a predicted model, not a curated record. The transcript is spliced from 11 exons. NCBI's taxonomy places the organism in Eukaryota, Metazoa, Chordata, Actinopteri, Cyprinodontiformes, Poeciliidae. The coding region runs from base 1996 to 3183 and encodes 395 amino acids. Gene Ontology annotation, molecular function: guanyl-nucleotide exchange factor activity. Gene Ontology annotation, cellular component: cytoplasm.